Messenger RNA from Paramecium pentaurelia, 341 nucleotides. The record is from the annotation of a GenBank genome assembly. NCBI's taxonomy places the organism in Eukaryota, Ciliophora, Oligohymenophorea, Peniculida, Parameciidae.
AUGAUAACAAAAAUAAACUUCAAAGAUGAAUGCGUUUAUUCAGUUGGAUUCUAAUGUAGUCAGCAGAAUUAUAAUAGUUAAGACUUAUCAACUAAAUAUUUCAAUUAUAUCAAAGAGUCUUCCAUUUUUUAAAUUGAUACUCUGCUUUCUUAUAUGGAAUAGAUAAUAGACUUAUAUCGAAGCAAGGAUAUCAACCUAGUAAGAAGGCAGAAUGAGAUUUAAGGAUACCAUCAAUUAUUGAAUUUGGUAAAAGUAUCUGGAUGAUCAUAGUAUAGCAAGAAGGUAAAAUGUAAAGAGAAACAAAGCAAUGUCUUUUGAAAAAAAUAUUGAAAUAUUCAUGA